Molecule: messenger RNA, 519 nt
Organism: Rhizophagus irregularis DAOM 181602=DAOM 197198
Lineage: Eukaryota; Fungi; Glomeromycota; Glomeromycetes; Glomerales; Glomeraceae
Biological process (GO): Arp2/3 complex-mediated actin nucleation; regulation of actin filament polymerization
Cellular component (GO): cytoskeleton; Arp2/3 protein complex
Molecular function (GO): actin filament binding
Source: RefSeq, a predicted model, not a curated record
AUGCCGGCAUAUCAUUCUCAAUUCAAUAAUAGGAGUGAAUUUCGAACAAUUGGUAACAUGGUGUUGUUGCCUAUAAAGACAAAAAUAAAAGGACCAGCAACACCAGCACCUGCGACAGAAGACGAUAUUAUUGAUGAAGCAUUAGAUCUUUUUAGAGCAAAUUGUUUUUUUCGAAAUUUUGAGAUCCAAGGCAAUGCGGAUAGAGUUUUAAUUUAUCUUAUUUUAUUCAUUAGUGAUUGUUUGAGUAGAUUAGCAAAAAAUCCAUCUCAGAAAGAUGCACUUAAAAUAUUGAACACUCGUGCUUUAGAUCAUUUUGCGCUUCCUGGAGACCCAAAUUUUCCAUUGAAUGCUCUAUACGCUGCACCUAGCAGAGGUGAAGCAGAUGUUUUACGACAAUAUUUAACACAAGUUCGUCAAGAAUUAGCAAAUCGAUUGGUUGAGAGAGUUUAUGUUGAUGGGAAGCCAAGUAAAUGGUGGAUGUCCUUUCAAAAAAGAAAAUUCAUGAAUAAAUCGUUGUAA